This is a messenger RNA of Durio zibethinus, 1783 nucleotides long. Its product is annotated as protein FLX-like 2. The record is from RefSeq and is a predicted model, not a curated record. NCBI's taxonomy places the organism in Eukaryota, Viridiplantae, Streptophyta, Magnoliopsida, Malvales, Malvaceae.
AUUUGGUUUGGGUGUGCCCAACCAAUCACCCCCUGGUUGUGUGCCCUCACCCUUUGCUGUAGAAGAGUGUUUCAUCAAAAACGACAUCGUCUUCAGGAAUUUUUCACCUUCGAUACGACUGGUAUUUCUCCAUUCUACUACAUCCUUCAUCUUCUUCAACCUUCAAGAAUUCAACAAAUUAACAGAAGUCAUACAGUAGCCACUGAAAAUGGGAAGCAAGGGUCGAAUUCCACCUCCUCAUUUGAGGCGCCCUCUCCCUGGUCCUGGCAUGGUACAUCCUGAACCAUUUGGUCCAGGAAUUUUACCCCACCCAGGUCCUUUUCCACCUUAUGAUAUGUUGCCCCCUCCAGAAAUCAUGGAACAAAAGCUUGCUGCGCAGCAUGUGGAGAUGCAGAGACUUGGUACAGAAAACCAGAGGCUUGCUGCUACCCAUGGGAUAUUGAGACAGGAACUUGCUGCUGCACAGCAUGAGUUGCAGAUAUUGCACGCUCAGAUUGGAGUCAUAACAUCUGAAAGAGAACAACAAAUGAGGAGCCUUACGGAUAAAAUAGCUAAGAUUGAAGCCGAACUGCAAGCAUCUGAGCCUGUUAAAGUAGAGUUGCAGCAGGCACAUGCUGAAGCUCAGAAUUUGGUUUUAGCAAGGGAAGAACUUAUGUCCAAAGUGAAUCAAUUAAAUGAAGAUCUUCGGAGAGCCCAUGUAGAUGUGCAACAGAUACCUGCUUUGAUGUCUGAACUUGAGAGCCUCAGACAGGAAUAUCAGCAUUGCAGGGCUACAUUUGACUAUGAAAAGAAAUUUUACAAUGAUCACCUUGAAUCACUUCAGGUGAUGGAGAAAAAUUAUAUGACUAUGGCUAGGGAAGUGGAAAAGCUUAGAGCAGAGCUGAUGAAUGCUGCUAAUGUUGACAGAAGAAAUGUUGGGCAAUAUGGUGGUGCCACCGGAAACAAUGAGAAUGACCCGUCUGGAUAUCCUGUGGGACAAAAUGCAUAUGAAGAUGGUUAUGGUAUUAACCAGAGAUAUGGUCCUCUACCAUCUGCUGUUACUGGUACAAAUGCAGGUGCGAGUGCUGCCGUUUAUGGUGGAGCUCAGUCUGGACCUGCCCCUACAAGGACUGGCUAUGAGGCAUCCAGAGGACCUGCUUAUGACAUAUCAAAAGGACCUGGUUAUGAUGUGUCAAGAGGGACUGGUUACGAAUCACAAAGGGUUCCUAGUUAUGAUGCACAGAGAGGGUCUAGUUAUGAUGGUCAAAGAGCCCACGCCUAUGAUGCACAAAGGGGAGCUGGUUAUGACACUCAAAGAGGAUCUGUAAACGACGCAUCCAGGGGUGCAACCUAUGAUGCACCAGCUAGAAGUCUUGCACAUGGACCAGCUGCACCUUUGAACAAUGGACCUUAUGGAUCUGCAACACCACCUGCUCGUGCUGGAAGCACAUACGAGGCAAACCCUCGAGGUAGAAAUCCUGUUAGGAGAUGAGCAUUACACCAGACUGCUAUGCAUAUCAUUCAACAUUUUCAUAGAGAUGGUAUCAACUCAUGAAUCUCAUGAAACAAUUUUCUUUGCUCCCAAAUCAUCCGUUAUUGUGUUGAGCAAAGAUGCUACUAGAUUUUUUUUUCUCUGUUGAAUCUGAAUGGUAGAGGCUGCUGACCGUCUACCAAGCUUAACAGAGUCUUGUGAGACUUGGAACUAGUUUUAUUUGGGAGCUAUCACAUUCAUGAAAAAUUUAUGUUGAGUGGCGGAUUUUUAUAUAAUUUUUUAUUAUAAUUGGUUAAUUGCGGGAUUAUGAUA